Messenger RNA from Phascolarctos cinereus (koala), 2398 nucleotides. RefSeq names its product NME/NM23 family member 8 (gene NME8). Gene Ontology annotation, biological process: GTP biosynthetic process; CTP biosynthetic process; UTP biosynthetic process. Lineage: Eukaryota; Metazoa; Chordata; Mammalia; Diprotodontia; Phascolarctidae. Gene Ontology annotation, molecular function: nucleoside diphosphate kinase activity. The record is from RefSeq and is a predicted model, not a curated record.
AUCUGUGCGCCAUCCCUCUCUCCCUUUCUCCAUCUUUCGUGUAGUUCUCUCUACACACUGUUGUGUGUCUCCUCAGCAGGUAAAUGGCAGGCAAGAAGAAAGAAGCCCAGUUACAGACACUCGUCAAUAAUGAAACUCUGUGGGAAGAAAUGCUGCACAACAAAGGCCUAACAGUAAUCGAUGUAUAUCAAGCUUGGUGCGGACCUUGCAAAGCAGUACAGGCUUUGUUCCGGAGGCUGAAAAAUGAUCUUUCAUCAGAGGAGGAGCUUCUUCAUUUUGUUGUGGCAGAAGCAGACAAUCUGAUGAGCCUGCAGCCAUUCAGAGAUAAAUGUGAGCCUGUUUUCCUCUUUAGUCUUAAUGGCAGAAUCAUAUCAAUGGUUAAAGGUGCAAAUGCACCAUUGAUAAGUGCUAAAGUGAUUCAGCUAGUUGAAGAUGAAAAGAAAAUUUUAGCAGGGGAAAUGUCCCGCCCAGUGCUUCCUGAAUUAGUACUACUGGAUUCAGAUGUAGAUGAAGAUGCGGUUGAAACUCCAGAAGCACCUGUGGAGGAUAUAUACAAUGUAAUGAUAAUAAGACCACAAGCUGUGGAAGAGGAAAGAGUAGAAGAAAUUGAACAAAUGAUUGUGGAUUUUGGUGCUGUCAUAGUAGGAGAGGAGCAGAGGUUCUUAGAUGAUGAGCAAAUUAGAGAUUUUUAUGAUGAGGCUUCACAUAAGUUUAAUUUUGAAGAAUUUGUCUCAUAUACAUCAAAUAACCCAAGCUAUAUUCUGGGCAUUUGCCUGGGACCACCUGUAAAAGAAAGUGAAGAAGAAAAAAAAAAGGAUCAGCCAGAGGAAAAAGAAAGUCAACCAGUGGAAAAAGAGGAUCGAGCAGAAGGAGAUGAGGAUCAAUCAGCAGAAGAAGGAGAUCAAUCAGCAGAAGAACCGAAAAAGAAAGAAGAGAAGAAGCCAAAAAGCAUACGAGAGCUAUUGAAAAGUCAAAGGCUGAUAGAAGUCUGUGAUCUCAUAGAUGAUGCACAGAAGGCAAGGAAGCAUCUCAUUCAAUUUUUUCCAUAUUUUGCUAAAGCAAAAAAUCUCCAGCCGUUGGUUGAAAGGACAUUGGCUGUAAUCAGACCUGAUCUCUUACGGGGAAAUAUCGAGGAUGUCCUAGAGCUCCUCCAGAAGGAAGGCUUUGUGGCAAAAAUGCAAAAACAGCUGUUCUUGACCGAGGAGGAAGCCAAAACAUUCUACAGCCAUCACAAGUAUUACGACUAUUUCUCAACUCUGAUAGAACAUGUCAGCAGUGCUCCAAUUCUGGCACUUUGUUUAGAACGAGUAAAUGCUGUGUUCUACUGGCGAUAUAUACUGGGCCCAACGGCUGCUGAUGAAAACCCUACCAGUUUACGGAAUAUUCUUGGCCCAGAACAUUGUCAUUUCAACCAAAGCCAUGGAAAGGAUUCCCUACAGAACUUAAAUGAAGAAAUUCUCUUCUGCUUUCCUUAUGAGCGCACUGUGGCAUUGAUCAAGCCUCAUGCCUUCCAGGACCUGAGGGGGGGUAUCAUAAGAAAGAUUCAAGAACAUGGUUUUGUAGUUUCCCACUUGAAGGAAAUCCAGCUAACUGCAGACAAGGUUGAGGAAAUUUAUAGGGUUCUUGAAGAGAAAGAUUUCUUUGAGGACUUACUGAUUCACAUGAUUGAGGGUCCCUGCAUGGCCAUGAUCAUAAGUAAGGAGAAUGCAGUACAGGACUGGAGAAAGUUGGCUGGCCCCACAGACCCAGAAGAAGCAAGAAAGGUUGCCCCUGAAUCCAUUCGGGCACUCUUUGGGAAGGACAUCUUGGACAACGCGGUACAUGCGUCAUCUACCAAAGAACAUGCCCUGAAGACCAUUGAGCUGUUAUUUGGAGACAUUGAUUUGGACUCUGAGGAUCAUGAGAUCUAAGAGCUUCCAGCAGAUGUUGCUCCAUUUCAAAUAUACAAGGCACCUUCCUCAUGCAACAACAGCAGCCUCUUGGGGGAAAGGAACAGUGAUAUCAACACAAAUAAAACAAAACAAAAUGAAACGAUCCUCUGAAACGGAAAAAAAAAUCAACCUUUUCCUGCCUCGGCUUUAUGGAACAAUUAAAUAGGGAGUGAUCAGUGUAGAGGUGAACGUUAAACCCAAACUGAUGAGGUCAUGAGCAAAAGUCUAGACAGAAAAGGAGAGGGGGGCAGGACAGAGCCUCGGGAGACACCCGCAGGCAAAAGGUAAAUAACAGACCUUCAAAGAGGGACAAAGGAGAAGACUGACUCUCUUGUCACUGCUCUCCCUGCGCGCCAAUCCUGUUAUAUUCUUCCAUGAGCACGUCUCUAAAAUUUAAAGCAAAAAAUAAUCAUCCCCAAAAUGUAACCUUCUUCAAGAAAUCUUUACAAAGUUGGGUUGGUGCAAUU